Molecule: messenger RNA, 957 nt
Organism: Exophiala aquamarina CBS 119918
Lineage: Eukaryota; Fungi; Ascomycota; Eurotiomycetes; Chaetothyriales; Herpotrichiellaceae
Exons: 5
Coding region: 1-957 (318 amino acids)
Source: RefSeq, a predicted model, not a curated record
AUGGACAAGUUCUCUGCGUUUGGAAAGAACAUCAGUUCUGCUUUCAACUCAACUGUCUCACCAUUUGCUCAACGAAGUUCGCAAUACCUCAAAGAACAGCUGGGUCAAGCAGAUGAUAAAACUGCGCUCCCCGCCGACUAUAUCGAACUCGAGAAGAAAGUUGACGCUUUGAAACUGGUCCAUCAGAAGCUACUUGCUGUCACAAACCAAUACACCAACGAAGCCUAUGAUUAUCCUCCCAACAUACGCGAGUCUUUCACCGACUUGGGUCGCAGCAUCUCCGAGAAGGUGACACUCCUCUCUCGUGCUUCAAACACCUCCGAAGCACAAGCUGCCUUUACCGCCCCUCCAUCUGCCAAACCUCAACCCAAGACUUUCAACCAUGCGAUCGCUCGCGCUUCCCUCGCUAGCUCUCAACUCAUUCAACAGCACAGCACCUCCCAAACCGGCGAGGAUCCCCUGGCUUCCGCACUGGAGAAAUAUGCUUUGGCAGAAGAGAAGGUCGGGGAGGCACGUUUGGCACAGGACCACGCCAUCCAGGCUAGAUUCCUGGCCGGGUGGAACACUACGCUGAAUACCAACAUCCAAUUUGCGACCAAAGCGAGAACGGCAGUAGAGAACAGCCGACUGCUGCUGGACAGCACCAAGGCCUCAAAGAAGAGUCAGGUCAUGGGACGGGGAAUGAAUCCCGAUGACGAAACUGCUUUGAGUGAGGAGGCACGGGCCGAGAUCGAGGCCAAAGAAGAUGACUUUGUCUCGCAAGUGGAGGAGGCCCAAGGUGUCAUGAAGAACGUGCUGGAUACCCCUGAGCCACUCCGCAAUCUGGCCGAUUUGAUCGCAGCACAGCUAGAGUUCCAUAAAAGAUCCUAUGAGAUCCUGUCGGAACUUGCGCCCGAGAUCGACCAACUUCAGGUCGAGCAAGAGAGCAACUACCGUAAGAGCAGAGAAGGUGCUUGA